This is a messenger RNA of Ostrea edulis (European flat oyster), 4548 nucleotides long. RefSeq names its product poly [ADP-ribose] polymerase tankyrase-1-like. Gene Ontology annotation, molecular function: protein binding; NAD+ poly-ADP-ribosyltransferase activity. Lineage: Eukaryota; Metazoa; Mollusca; Bivalvia; Ostreida; Ostreidae. The record is from RefSeq and is a predicted model, not a curated record. The coding region runs from base 56 to 3535 and encodes 1159 amino acids. The transcript is spliced from 26 exons.
GCUUAACUUUAAAUUCAAAUCUCGUUUUUGACCGAUAUUUCGCGUGAGGAGAUGAAUGGAAAUGGCGACUAGACGGUCGUUGCUUCAAAACGAAUCGUCUUCUCCUUCUCAUAGCAAUGAUCCUGGGAGAGAUUUGUUUGAAGCUUGUAGAAACGGAGAUCUAAACAAAGUAAAGAAACUAGUGAAUCAUCACAAUGUGAACGCCAAAGAUACGGCAGGAAGAAAGUCGUCGCCUCUACAUUUUGCAGCUGGUUUUGGAAGGAAGGAUGUUGUAGAACAUUUACUGGAGUGUGGGGCCAGUGUUCAUGCCAAAGAUGAUGGGGGUCUGAUUCCCCUCCACAACGCCUGUUCAUUUGGGCAUGCUGAGGUCGUUCAGCUUCUGCUGAGGAGUGGUGCAGAUGCCAAUGCUCGUGACAAUUGGAAUUACACCCCUCUGCAUGAGGCUGCCAUAAAGGGAAAAAUUGAUGUCUGUAUUGUUUUAUUGCAACACUGUGCUGACCCCAACAUCCGUAACACUGAUGGCAAAACGGCAUUGGACCUGGCUGACCCCUCCGCUAAAGCUGUUCUAACUGGAGAGUACAAGAAGGAUGAACUUUUGGAAGCUGCCCGCAGCGGAAAUGAGGACAAGUUGAUGUCUCUGCUGACCCCCCUCAAUGUCAACUGCCAUGCCAGUGAUGGACGAAAGUCUACACCACUACACCUCGCUGCUGGAUAUAAUAGAACGCGUAUCGUACAGCUGCUGCUACAACAUGGAGCUGAUGUUCAUGCCAAAGACAAGGGGGGACUUGUUCCACUUCAUAAUGCUUGUUCAUACGGACAUUUCGAAGUUACUGAAAUGUUGCUUAAGGCGGGUGCCAGUGUGAAUGCUAUGGAUCUGUGGCAGUUCACUCCCCUACACGAGGCAGCUUCUAAAUCCCGAGUAGAAGUUUGCUCACUGCUGCUGGCACAUGGUGCUGACCCUACCCUUGUGAACUGUCAUUCAAAAAGUGCUAUCGAUGUGGCUCCCACGAGAGAGCUACAGGAAAGACUUCAGCAGGAGUUCAAAGGUCACUCCCUCCUGGAGGGCUGUAGACAAGCUGAUGUAGCACGAGUAAAGAAGUACUUAGAAGUUGUCAACUUCAAACACCCAUACUCUGGAGAUACUGCAUUGCACUGUGCAGCAGCCUCACCUUUCCCGAAGAGGAAGCAAGUUGUGGAAGCUCUGAUCAGAAAGGGAGCAAACCUCAAUGAUAAAAACAAAGAGUAUGUAACGGCUCUUCAUAUAGCUGCUGACAAAGCUCACUAUGAUGUGAUGGAUGUUCUGCUGAAGCAUGGUGCCAAGGUGAAUGCUCUGGAUGGCUUGGGACAAACUGCGCUACACCGGGUAGCUCAGCAGGGUAACAUGCAGGCAUGUCGACUGCUGAUGUCAUAUGCAGUGGAUUCAUCAAUUGUCUCACUACAAGGUUACACAGCUGCUCAACUAGCAACAGAAAACAUCCAAAAAAUGCUCAAAGAGGACCCUCCAGUGGGAGGUACAGAUGUCGACAUCCAGCUGUUAGAGGCAGCUAAAGCAGGUGAUAUGGAAGUUGUUAAGAAGUUGAUAUCCCAGAACCCCCACUCUGUGAACUGUCGAGAUCUGGACGGCCGUCACUCUACUCCCCUCCACUUUGCUGCUGGGUAUAAUAGGGUAGUGGUGGUGGAGUAUCUACUUCAGCACGGAGCCGAUGUCCAUGCCAAGGAUAAAGGGGGAUUGGUUCCACUUCACAAUGCCUGCAGUUAUGGUCAUUUUGAAGUCACAGAACUCUUGAUCAAGCAUGGUGCUUGUGUUAAUGUUGCUGAUCUAUGGAAGUUCACACCAUUACAUGAAGCAGCGGCCAAGGGGAAAUUUGAAAUCUGUAAAUUAUUGUUAAAACACGGUGCUGACCCAAAUAAGAAGAAUCGGGAUGGAAACACACCUUUAGAUCUAGUCAAAGAGGGGGAUCAGGAUGUGGCAGACCUCCUCAGAGGGGAUGCUGCAUUAUUAGAGGCUGCCAAGAAGGGAAAUCUGGCCCGGGUUCAGAAGUUAGCAUCCCAGGAAAACAUCAACUGUAGGGAUACACAGGGCAGGAAUUCCACUCCACUGCACUUAGCAGCUGGGUAUAACAAUGUUGAGGUGGCUGAGUUCCUAUUAGAAAAUGGUGCUGAUGUAAAUGCCCAAGACAAGGGAGGUCUCAUUCCACUCCACAAUGCCUCAUCUUACGGACAUGUAGACAUUGCAGCCCUUCUAAUCAAAUUCAAUACCUGUGUGAAUGCCGUAGACAGGUGGGGCUUUACGCCAUUACAUGAAGCGGCUCAGAAAGGCCGAACUCAACUCUGUUCCUUACUGUUAGCACAUGGAGCUGAUCCCACUAUGAAAAAUCAAGAAGGCCAUACACCAUUAGAUUUAGCCACAGCAGAUGAUGUGCAUGCGUUACUACAAGAUGCUAUGCCACCAGUGGUACAGCCUCCCUCUCUCACUAAAUCCAGUAUUAAUCUGGGUAAUUCAAGUGAUGCUAGCUCUAACAAUAGUGUGACAUUUAAUGCAUCAGACCUCGGGGUAGCUGCCGGGGCCUCGGGAACCUCAGCAGGAGCCUCAAUGUCAAUUACUGCGGAGGGAUGCAACAUGGAACGUACCAUGGCAGAAGGGGAGCGCGGCAUCGAUAGCAUGAGUGUAUCAGCAUUCCUAAACAGUGUAGGACUAGAACAACUUGUGUGUGUUUUUGAAAAGGAACAAAUUUCAAUGGACAUUCUUGUAGAAAUGGGACAUGAUGAAUUAAAGGAGGUCGGAAUUAAUGCUUAUGGACAUAGACACAAAAUUCUCAAAGGAAUAGAAAAAUUAGCGGCUAGCAAAGCUUCGGCAUCACUACCUGCAGUGCCCACACAAGGAACAGUGCUAGUCGAUCUCGGGCCUGAUGACCCAGAGUACAUAUCGGUAGAAGAACAGAUGCAGAGCACUCUUCGAGAACAUAAAGACAACACUGGAGGUGUAUUCAAUAAAUAUACAAUAUCUAAGAUACAAAAAAUCAGCAACAAGCGUUUAUGGGGUAAAUAUUGCCAUCGGCGGAAAGAAGUAUCAGAGGAAAAUCACGGGCAUGACAAUGAACGGUUGUUGUUUCAUGGAUCACCAUUCAUCAAUGCUAUUGUGCAUAAGGGGUUUGACGAGCGACACGCUUACAUUGGGGGAAUGUUUGGUGCUGGUAUUUAUUUUGCUGAGAACUCAUCAAAGAGUAACCAAUAUGUUUAUGGUAUAGGAGGAGGAACGGGAUGCCCCGCUCACAAAGACAGAUCGUGUUACAUAUGUCACAGGCAGCUGAUCCUGUGUCGAGUGACCCUAGGCAAGUCCUUCCUCCAGUUUAGUGCAAUAAAGAUGGCUCAUGCCCCACCAGGACACCACUCCAUUAUAGGGCGACCCAGCAGUGGAGGACUGAUGUUUCCAGAAUAUGUGGUGUACAGAGGAGAACAGGCCUAUCCAGAAUAUCUGAUCACCUUCCAGAUCUGUAAGCCGGAGUCACCAACCCCCACACCCAAGAAAUCCUAGAUGCCAAACAACUUGCAGAAUUACCUGUCUACAAAUUCAAGCAGGGUAACCCCAUAAUGCCUGCAACAGCUGCGAGACCCCGCAUCAGAAUGCAAUAAUUACUGAUAGAGACAGUUGAAUCUGAAUAUCACAGGGGGGGAUUUUGUGUUGAUGGCAAGCGUUGAUAGCUUGCUGUACCAGACUUUUUUACACAGAAUUUCUCUCUCACAACUGUGAUAGCAACAAGAUAAUUAUGAACGGAAUACAACCACAGUGUGUUGCAACACAUUGUAAAUGAUCUGAAUAUUUCAAGACACAUAAUUUAUUCAGUCAGGGUAAAAAUGUGUUAUAUGUGAAUUGCAAUUGUUAACUUUAAAGUCGAAGGUGUUAUUUCAAAGUCUACGUCAAAUCUUGCCUGGUUGUGAAAAUGAAUAAGCAUUUGAAAACAGUUUUAAAUUUGUGUGCUAGAAACGUUCUAGAAAAGAUUUUUUCAAACCAAUGUUUUGAGUGCCAUACAUUUAUAUUGUGAACAAACUAUGCAACUAUGCAGUAGUUUCAUGUACAGCAUAGUAGUUAUAAUCCCUUUUGAGAAGUGGAUGACAAGAAGCAAACACAAAUAUUUACUCAAUUCAUAGUUUCUUUUAUUUAUUCAGAUACAGAAAUUUUAGUAAUGUUAGGUUUACAUUUAAUUAUGAAUCAUGAAUCACAGGCUGUUUUUAUGUAUAUAUAUUUUUAAAUUUCUUUUAAAUUACUGAUGUCUAAUAUAAACCUACUGAUUUUAAAAAAUUUAUCUGAAAAAAAUUAUUUUAUUUAUAUCCAACAGGAAUCUCAUUGUGUGACUGCAAAUACCAGUAUUCCCUCCCCUGUUUUAUAUGAUAAGACAGGCCCAGUACGUGAAGACUGUAUAUAAUUCCUGUAGAUUUGUAGAUAAUGUCUUGUGAAUAUUGAUGUGUAUGUAGUCUGUCAGGUCUCUGUAAUUUGUGUCAGUGUAAAUCAGAACUACAUGUUCAAAUAAAACCAAGAUUAAUUGUUCA